Eurytemora carolleeae is the source of this 1124-nucleotide messenger RNA. Its product is annotated as ankyrin repeat and SAM domain-containing protein 3. The record is from RefSeq and is a predicted model, not a curated record. The transcript has 15 exons. Gene Ontology annotation, molecular function: protein binding. NCBI's taxonomy places the organism in Eukaryota, Metazoa, Arthropoda, Copepoda, Calanoida, Temoridae. The coding region runs from base 39 to 1070 and encodes 343 amino acids.
UUCAAAUCUGUUUAUUUUUAGAACUUUUAUUUAUUAAAAUGGAGGAAAUGUUUUCAACUUCGUUGUGUGAAGCAGAGUUUGCUCGAGUUGGACUUAAGUUCUGGAUUGGUGAUGAUGAUGAACCUCUAAAGCUGGAUAUCCAUACUGCAGCUAGUGUUGGCGAUAUAGAGUACAUAAACAGUUUACCUAAGAGUACAUAUGAUAUGUACAACUAUGCUAGAUGGACGCCACUUAUGUACUCAUGCUACUUGGGCCACAGGAGGCUUCUAAUUUUCUUACUCGAACAGGGUUGUGAUAUCUGUAAAUCUAAUAUAGAAGGAAGAACACCUCUUAUGCUUGCUGGUAUGUGUGGAAAUCUUGAAAUGGUGAAGGAUAUUCUAAUUUGGAGAAAUGAACGAGUGGAAGUCAGGGAUAAAACAGAUAAAAGGAACUUUAGUGCUCUUUCUCAUGCAGUACACGGUGGGCAUAUUGAUGUAGUUGAAUAUCUUCUGGAGCAGGGGGCUUCACCAAACAUUACAGAACAUGAGAAGGGAUAUAGUUUAGUAAUGAUGGCUGCAGUAAGUGGAAACUAUGAUAUUACAGAAAUAUUGUUGGAGCACAAAGCAGAUCUUGGAUACGAAAAUGCAAUAGGGGACACAGCUCUGUCAGUAGCAUUAGCCUACGGGCACAGUAAUAUUGCAAGACUCAUCAGGAAACAUCUAUCUGGACGAGGAACCAGAAGUGUGCUAGAUGGGCCUGCUAGAGCAGACCAACUUAUGCAAGAAAAGCUUCUUCUUAGGACUGGAAACAGCUCACACAUUUUACAGUUAGGAGCUGCAUCAGAUCUCUUGUACGCUCAGCAACAGAUUGAUGGAGAAACAACCCAAAUGAAUACAGAUGUUUUCCUGAAGAACUUGGGCCUGGAAAAAUAUUCGCAAAUAUUUCGGGAGCAAGAAGUAGAUUUCCAAUUACUUCUUACUUUAACUGACAAUGAUUUGAAGCAGAUCGGAGUUUCUUUAUUAGGCCCUAGAAGGAAGAUAACCACAGCUAUAACAAGAUGGAACAAGGAUGCAGGGAAAAUUAUAUCAUGACACCAUCUCAUAAAAAAGUUGAUUCUGUGUUAAUAAAAGCUUUCUUUUAACGAA